AUGUACUGUAGUGAAGUUACAUCACAGCCGCUGUUAACAGAGACGGAAGAUAUUGAAACUUUACUCACAACAUUACGUGAAAAGGCAAAUGCAGCGGCCGCAGCUGCUGGAGAUUGUGAAGAAGAAGAAAAAGAAAAACAACAACAACAACAACAACAGAGAGAACAUCCUUCCGUAUCUUUCUACCGUGGAUAUCGUUCAGUGAAGGUACAACUACCAAUACAAGAGAAUUCCCCAUUAGAAAAAGAAAACAUUUCUUCUUCUUCUUUUUGUUGUUUUCAUGUGAUUGGAUUACAUCAGGCGUUAUUACCCCCUUCUCAGGGAGGUGUGCAGUUCACAGAAGAAGAACGAUCCGCACAGUUGUCUAGUUCAGAUGGACUGGAACUCUUACGUGUGAAUUGGGAAUUACUCUUAUGGCUUCUCAUGCCAACUGUACGGAUUGAGUUUUUAUCCAUUGUAAAAGAAGAAAUGAAUCUUAACCGUAAAAAAGAGGAGAAAGUGAAUGUGAAAGGAGAUAAUGAUGAUGAUGAUGAUGUCUCUACACCCAUCUGCAGUUUACAAGAGUUACUAACACCAUUAAUGUGGAAGGAUUACACUCAACUUCGAGAACCUGGAAUGAUGGAUCGUGUACAUUACAGUUAUGUUGUAUUUAUUCGCUUUUAUGGCUGGCGUAUUCACAAUGAGGAAAGUGGAGUAUUAGACCGUCAUCAGAAUUGGAAAGAACGGUACAAGAUUCUUUUAGAAAAUUGUAAAGAGAAUAAUAAUAAACAAGAUGACAAUAUAUGUUGUGGAUUAAAGAAGUGUUGUUUUUAUAGUGCAUUAACUCAUAUUCUUCGUGUUUUGUUGGAUUUAUGUUUUACACGUUAUGCUAUUAAUCUAGUGGCGUUUAUGCUGGAGGAAAUGCGAAAAGGAAGAUUACUUAGACUUCAAUCUAGUCUUGAGAAGUGUUGGCUUCCUCAAGUGAUUGAAUGUAAACAAGUGCCGGUGUCGGAGAAGGAACGUUUACAACGUCAAUUGUACCGUCUGACACACAGCGAUUCAGACUAA
This is a messenger RNA of Trypanosoma theileri, 1047 nucleotides long. RefSeq lists its product as uncharacterized. Gene Ontology annotation, molecular function: opioid growth factor receptor activity. The coding region runs from base 1 to 1047 and encodes 348 amino acids. The transcript has a single exon. Gene Ontology annotation, cellular component: membrane. Lineage: Eukaryota; Euglenozoa; Kinetoplastea; Trypanosomatida; Trypanosomatidae. The record is from RefSeq and is a predicted model, not a curated record.